AUGGUUCGAGGGCUUUUCACAAUAGCCCGGCCGUUGCUCGUGGCAAGGCGGAUGGCGACGAGAGAGAUGGAGGAAUGCGAGAAUCGUUUCAGAAUUUCACGCAGGGCUGAUGUUUCCGAACUUGGUAGAAUGGCCCAUCUCUAUUUACGGAAAAAUGGCGACAAUCUUGUUUUCGAGGCGGUGGGGACGGAGGCCACUUCUAUCGCCUUGAAGGCUGCGGCUGCGGCGAUGAAACUCGCGGAUGAGAAGAAACCCAUUGAGAUGGAGAUCACCGGGCCCACGGAGGAGAUAGCGAAAACGAUGGGAGGUAUUGGUCCGCUUUGCAUGAGGAAAAUUGUGGAGGCUUUGGAGAUCGCUGGGGCUCAGUGUGACGAUGGGCGGGGUCGGUGUAUUAGAACGACCGCGAGGUUCGAGAAUGUACCAUGCGGAAAAGGUAUCACGUAUUUCUCUUGA
Messenger RNA from Perkinsus marinus ATCC 50983, 453 nucleotides. RefSeq lists its product as hypothetical. NCBI's taxonomy places the organism in Eukaryota, Perkinsozoa, Perkinsida, Perkinsidae. The record is from RefSeq and is a predicted model, not a curated record. The transcript is spliced from 5 exons. The coding region runs from base 1 to 453 and encodes 150 amino acids.